GAACCUCUCCCGAAGCUUUUCAUCUCCUCUAUCUUUCUUUUUAAACCCUGUCGUCAUAAUGCCCGAGCUCCCUCAGGUCCACCCCGAAGUCACAUGGGCUCAACGCUCCUCUGCGUCUGAUGCCGAGCGUAACUACCUCUACGUGAACAUCAAGGCUCCUGAUGUUCCCCGAUCUGAUGCGACACUCAACAUCACCGCCACCAAUGUCUCCUUCUCUGGUCCGUCUAAGAAGGGUGUACAAUACCAGGUUUCCCUCGACCUGUUCGGUGAGAUUGAGCCCGAGAACAGCAAAGUCAACCACAGUGACCGGGAGGUCGAACUUGUCCUGCGCAAGAAGGAACUCAAGGAGGAGUUCUGGCCCCGCCUCUUGAAGACCACUCAAAAGAUCCACUUCCUCAAGACCGACUUUGACAAGUGGGUCGACGAGGAUGAACAGGAUGAAGCCCAGGAUGAAGACUACGCGAACAACUUUGGCGGAUUCGAUGGCCUUGACCAGGGUGGUCUAGGAAACAUUGAUUUCUCCAAGCUUGGUGCUGGACUUGGUGCCCAAGGUGGAGCUGGAGGCGCUGAGGAAGGGGAGUCGGACGACGAGGAAAUGCCGGAACUUGAAGAGGCCGACCAGAAGGGGGACAAGAUCCAAGAGGUGGCUUAAAAAGUCCUAGUGGUUUUAUCCACGUGCGAUGAAAUUAGAGUCAGGGGAGAGUCUGAGUUGAAGGUGAAGGGACCCCCAAUAAAUAUAAUGGAAGAGCAUUGCCGAUUAUCUUAAUCGUGCGGUACUCAGUUAACCUCUAGUAAUCUGAUCAGCC
This is a messenger RNA of Aspergillus ochraceoroseus IBT 24754, 806 nucleotides long. RefSeq names its product Hsp90 cochaperone SBA1 (gene wos2). Gene Ontology annotation, cellular component: nucleus; cytosol. NCBI's taxonomy places the organism in Eukaryota, Fungi, Ascomycota, Eurotiomycetes, Eurotiales, Aspergillaceae. The transcript has 4 exons. Bases 59 to 652 code for a protein of 197 amino acids. Gene Ontology annotation, molecular function: protein-folding chaperone binding; Hsp90 protein binding. The record is from RefSeq and is a predicted model, not a curated record. Gene Ontology annotation, biological process: protein folding; chaperone-mediated protein complex assembly.